This is a messenger RNA of Rhinolophus ferrumequinum (greater horseshoe bat), 3800 nucleotides long. It is a transcript of the gene IWS1, whose product is annotated as interacts with SUPT6H, CTD assembly factor 1. The transcript has 14 exons. Gene Ontology annotation, cellular component: nucleus. NCBI's taxonomy places the organism in Eukaryota, Metazoa, Chordata, Mammalia, Chiroptera, Rhinolophidae. The coding region runs from base 266 to 2668 and encodes 800 amino acids. The record is from RefSeq and is a predicted model, not a curated record. Gene Ontology annotation, biological process: poly(A)+ mRNA export from nucleus.
ACCUCUGAGGGUCGUGGGCCGACGCCAUUUUGGCCCCAGAGGUGCUUCUGGGAAGUCGAGCGCCUACCAGCACACCUGCCCGCCUGCCGGGUACGGCCUCUUCUGCCAGUGCUUCCGAAGCACGGUGCUGCUUUUUUACUCUCCGCACCCUCCAACCCUGUAGUCUGGAGGGAGCCUCUGAGCAUCGGGCCGGGUCACACCGCCGGGAAAGAGGUGACGAGGGCGGCGCGGGGUGCGGACACUCCCCGCCGAGAGCCCACCUGCCAUGGACUUGGAAUAUUACGGCGGCGACCAGUCAGCAGAUGAUGGUGGCGCUACCCCAGUGCAGGAUGAACGGGAUUCAGGGUCAGACGUUGAGGAUGAUGUAAAUGAGCAGCACUCUGGAUCAGACACUGGAAGUGUAGAACGUCAUUCAGAGAAUGAAACUAGUGAUCGAGAAGAUGACCUCAACAAAAGACAUCAUGUGACAGACUCUGAGAAUGAAGACCCCUCAAAUCUCAAUGCUAGUGACUCUGAAAGUGAGGAGCUUCAAGGCCAAAAGGACAGUGACUCUGAAUCUGAAGAACAUGCAGAGCCUCCUCCAAGCGAUUCUGAAAAUGAGGAAAUCAAUCACCAUGGAAGCGACUCUGAGAGUGAGGAGACCAGGAAAUUACCUGUUAGUGACUCUGAAAAUGAGGAACUUCUUAAUGGGCAUGCAAGUGACUCAGAAAAUGAAGACGUUAGAAAGCAUCCUGCCAGUGACUCAGAGAUGGAAGAGCUCCCCAAAAGUCCUGCCAGUGACUCUGAAGCAGAGGAUGCUCUGAAACCUCAAAUCAGUGACUCUGAGAGUGAGGACCCCCCAAGGCACCAAGCCAGUGACUCAGAAAGUGAGGAGCUUCCCAAACCUCAGAUCAGUGACUCGGAAAGUGAGGAGCCUCAGAGGACACAGGCCAGUGACUCCGAAAAUGAGGAGCUUCCCAAACCCCGUAUCAGUGACUCUGAGAGUGAGGACCCCCCAAGGCACCAAGCCAGUGACUCCGAAAGUGAGGAGCUUCCCAAACCCCGUAUCAGUGACUCUGAGAGUGAGGACCCCCCAAGGAACCAGGCCAGUGACUCUGAAAAUGAGGAGCUCCCCAAACCCCGAGUUAGUGAUUCGGAAAGUGAAGACCCCCCAAGGAACCAGGCCAGUGACUCUGAAAAUGAGGAGCUACCCAAACCCCGAGUGAGUGACUCGGAGAGUGAGGAGCCUCAGAAGGGACCUACCAGUGACUCUGAAACUGAGGAUGCUUCCAGAUGCAAACAGAAGCCAGAGUCAGAUGACGACAGUGACGGGGAGAAUAAGGGAGAGGAUACAGAAAUGCAGAACGACUCCUUUCAUUCAGACAGCCAUAUAGACAGGAAAAGGUUUCACAGUUCUGACAGCGAGGAGGAAGAACCCAAAAGGCCAAAAAUUGACAGUGAUGAAGAUGAAGAAAAAGAGGGAGAGGAGGAGAAAGUAGUAAAGCGAAAAGCUGCUGUGCUUUCUGAUAGUGAAGAAGAGAAAGCAUCAUCGAAGAAGAGUCGUGUUGUCUCUGAUGCAGAGAACUCUGACAGCGAUGUUAUAUCAGACAAAUCAGGCAAAAGAGAGAAGACUGUAGCAUCUGACAGUGAAGAAGGAGCAGGGAAAGAAUUAUCUGAUAAGAAAAAUGAAGAGAAGGAUCUGUUUGGGAGUGAUAGUGAGUCAGGGAAUGAAGAAGAAAAUCUUAUUGCGGACAUAUUUGGAGAAUCUGGUGAUGAAGAGGAAGAAGAAUUUACAGGUUUUAACCAAGAAGAUUUGGAAGAAGAAAAAAGUGAAACACAGGUAAAAGAAGCAGAAGAUUCAGAUUCUGAUGAUAACAUAAAAAGGGGAAAACAUAUGGACUUUCUGUCGGAUUUUGAGAUGAUGUUGCAGCGGAAAAAGAGUAUGAGUGGCAAGCGCAGACGGAACCGCGAUGGUGGCACUUUUAUUAGUGACGCUGACGACGUGGUGAGCGCCAUGAUUGUCAAGAUGAACGAAGCUGCCGAGGAAGACAGACAGUUGAACAAUCAAAAAAAGCCAGCACUGAAAAAAUUAACAUUAUUACCUACUGUGGUUAUGCACCUUAAGAAGCAGGACCUUAAAGAAACAUUUAUUGACAGUGGUGUGAUGUCUGCCAUCAAAGAAUGGCUCUCCCCUCUGCCAGAUAGGAGUUUGCCAGCACUAAAGAUUCGAGAGGAGCUCUUGAAGAUUCUGCAAGAGCUACCUAGUGUGAGCCAGGAGACUCUGAAGCAUAGUGGGAUCGGACGAGCAGUGAUGUACCUUUAUAAACACCCCAAGGAGUCAAGGUCCAACAAAGACAUGGCAGGGAAGCUAAUCAAUGAAUGGUCUCGGCCUAUAUUUGGUCUUACGUCAAACUACAAAGGAAUGACAAGAGAAGAAAGGGAACAGAGGGAUCUAGAACAAAUGCCUCAACGACGAAGAAUGAGCAGCACUGGUGGUCAGACACCCCGAAGAGACCUGGAAAAGGUGCUGACAGGAGAGGAGAAGGCUCUUAGACCUGGAGACCCUGGAUUCUGUGCCCGUGCGAGGGUCCCAAUGCCCUCAAACAAGGACUAUGUUGUCAGACCCAAGUGGAAUGUGGAAAUGGAGUCAUCCAGGAGUUUCUUGCUCAGAUGUGAGUGUGGAGGCUGAAUCCAGAGGUGGGAUGGGCCUGGGAGUCUCCGGACUCAAAGGAAGACCUUCACCGCCGAGCAGCAGAGCACCCGCGCGGUGUCUCCUGGGCCCUGCCUUCUUGUAGCUUUCUUUGCAUCGAGCUUCACAGGUGACUCGGUAGUAAACAUGGGGGAGAAGAAUUGGGAAAACCCAUCUCUUUUCACCACUCAGCAUUCUUAAAGAUUGGAAUUGUUUGCAACACUGGGGUCAGCAAGAAGAGUUCACACUGAUCUUGGACAUAAAUGGCAGACCUUUUCAGCAUUUUAAAAAGGGUCAAUUUCUUAGAGACCACAUCUUUUUAAAACAUACAGUCUUUUCAAAAUACAAAAGAAAUAACCCAACAACCAAACCUUUAAUUAUAACGGGCAAACAGGAAGGAGAGGUAAGAAGUAGGCAGUGCCUUGGAUUAAGAGACUUAAUUUUCUUUCCUGUCUGUGUCGGGUGUGUUUCUUUAACCUACGUCUAAUUGAUUGCAGAGUAGUAGUCACGGUCACAUUGAUGUGUAUCUUGAGCACUGCCAGCCUGUGUGCUUGUAUUUGACCAAAUUUUCUCAGUUACUUCUCCCAGCAGUCCUGGAAGGAGUACGGACGGACCAGGGGCACAGGACCUGCUGAGGCCUGAAACUAGAGCUCUAGCUCUUGCUGGGUUUCCUUUGCUAAAGCUCUGGCUUCAUCCCUCAUGCUCAGGGCUUUUUCUCAGACGACUCCCUUGCCUUAGAAGACCAUCCUUUAUGCCAACAUUGAAGGUGUGUGUGUCAAGUGGUCAGCUCUACAUUUGAUCUUUGGAAGGGAAACAUAACAGUCAAAAUGAAUCUAAUGGAACUGGAGGGGUCAUAGUUUCAAAUUUUCCUCCUUUCUCUCAUCUAGGAGAUUACCAUGGACGGAAGCAAAAAUUAACAAUAAGGCACAAACAACAGCAAAAUUACUCUUCAGUGAAAGUUUAAUAGGUUUUUCUAACACUGCCGUGUACACUUGAUCUGUUUUUCCUGAGGUCACCAAAGCAUAUUUUGGUUAUUCCAGAGUUAGGAGUUCUUCUUACUGCUAACUUUCAGGUAAAAGAAGAUGAAGUACAAAACUAGGUUUAUGUAUUUCAAUAAUUGCUCUUUAAUUUU